Messenger RNA from Rhizophagus irregularis DAOM 181602=DAOM 197198, 1581 nucleotides. RefSeq lists its product as uncharacterized. The record is from RefSeq and is a predicted model, not a curated record. NCBI's taxonomy places the organism in Eukaryota, Fungi, Glomeromycota, Glomeromycetes, Glomerales, Glomeraceae.
CUAUCAGUAAUAACCUUCGAUAUGACUCUCUUUUGAAAGCCCUGCCAUAAUAAUUGACCAUGCGACUUAAUCAUUAUUAUUUUAUUUAUUUAUUUUUUUUAUAGCAUAUAAUCAAUUUUAAAAAUUUUAUUUAACCAAAGUUUUUUCCGAUCAGUUAUUGAGCUAUUUUGGCCAGAAUCACGAUUCAGUCGACUCGGAGAUUUUUUAUAAUAAUAAAAGAAUUCUGUUUGUUUUACUAUGGCACAAGAAAAAUUAAAUGGCGUGUCUGACGAUUGGAAAAAACAGACAAAGCAUAUAAGUUUUCAAAAUAGCAAUAGUGCACCUAGUUUUUCUGACAAUAUUCUUUAUAUUUACAAUACGGUAUUUGAAGGGGAAAUAAAUUUGUCGCAAUUUCCUAAUUUAAGAAGAAUCAGUUUUGCUAACAAUGUCACUGUAAAUAAUUUGGAAAGUAUUGACAUUAGCGAAAACAAGGAGUUAAGCAAGAUAGUGCUAAAUGAAAGUGCCGCCCUAUAUCCUUUGAGGAAUUCCAACUGUAAUUUACUUAUCAAAGAAAGGCAACUAAGUCAAGUUGUUGUAAUGUAUCAUCAAUUAAUGUAUGUAAAUGGUACAAGUGUUUGGUUAGAAAAAUAUAAGCUUUUGGGACAACAAGAAUUAUUACCUUACGUUUUGAUUGAAAAUGGUAAAAAAUUGGAGCAAUUAGAAGCAGAAAUAGAAAAAUUAAAUCAAGCCAUCGCGGAAAAGGACCAACAAAUAGAAAGUUUGAAAAAGGAAAAUGAAGAAACUCCAACUCUCAGUCAAUUUCAAGAGUUAGUUGACAUAGUAUUUUCGCCUAAUACUGAUCUUGACUUUAAUAAAUUGAAAAAAGAAAUCAAAGGGCUUAAACUGAAGUUUUAUCUUCCUCAUUUUCAAAAAGAAGAAAAUACCCUUAAAAAGUUAAUAACCGAUGCUAAAGAAAAAGCAGGCACUAACAUGGGAAAGUUUUUGGAUCUUCUUCUCCAAAUCCAAAAGCAAAUAUUUGAAAGACAACAAGAGAACGAUUCUUUUGCUCAAGGCCAACUAAGUGCUUAUCAAAUUAUUUUGCAGGAGAAAUUGGACUAUGAUGAACUGCAAAAAAUUUUAACUGAACAGAAGAAGCUUUUAAAAUUAGAACAACAACUACGCUUCUUGCAAUCUGAUGAAGAAGAAAUAGAAUAAACAGAAUAAACAGACGAUUUGUAUAGUUAGAGCAUUAUUAGUUUUAUGAAAUUUUUUAUGUAUUAUACACGUAUUAUACACACUAGAAUUGAAAUUGAUGAAAGUCUAAUAUCUAUACCUAUGAAAAUUGACUAUACAAAUUGGAAACACUUGUAUAUUCUUUUAGCUUAUAGUUAUAAUAUUGCCAAGCUUCACUGUGUAAUAUUGUUGUUUCUUGACAAAUUGUAAAACAUUGUAAAACAUUAAACAAACAGUGUAAAAUAUAUAUUAGCUGUAAAAAAAUUUUAUUUACGGUACAUAAUGUACAAAAAUAAUUAUGAAUAAUACUUCAAAUUUUGAGGAUUUACAUCGAUUAAAUCUCGGUUAGUAUAAUGUUAGUAUCCCCAC